Molecule: messenger RNA, 1026 nt
Organism: Miscanthus lutarioriparius
Lineage: Eukaryota; Viridiplantae; Streptophyta; Magnoliopsida; Poales; Poaceae
Source: the annotation of a GenBank genome assembly
AUGGCAAACGUCUGUGCUGUCCCAUCAGUGAACGGCAAAUCGCUGCCAGUGGCAGUGACGACGUCGUCGAGUUGCCUAACACAAGGCAUCACCGCGGCACACAACUUCAAGGUGAUCAACUUCUCGCUGCUCGAAGGCAUGGGCGUCGGCAAGUUCGUCAGCUCGAGGAACUUCCGUGUUGGCGGAGGACAGGAGGGCGUGAGGGUCAUGUUCACCUUAAACGUCUUCGGUAAGGAUGGCAAAGUGUGGGUGAAGGAAAACGCGGAGCAUACCUUCAAGUCACCUUUAACACGCUGGGGCUGGCGCACCGUGAUAGAUAAAUCCAGCCCCCUCUUCCGAACGCAGCUGUGCGACAGCAACGACCGCUUCACGGUCAGGUGCGUCCUGACCGUCAUCCAAGACCCCCCAUGUCGAGGACGUGAGCGCCAUCGUCUUCUCGGAGCCCAGCGUGCUGCAGGACUUGGCGAGCAUGCUCAGGGACGGGGACGGCGCGGACGUGACGUGACGUUCGUCGUAGGCGGGCGGUCGUUCCCGGCACACCGGUGUGUGCUCGCCGUGAGGUCCGCGGUGUUCAGGGCGGAGCUCUUCGGCCCCAUGAAGGAGAAGGCCGCAACGCGCGUCAAGGUCGACGACAUGGAGCCUUCCAUCUUUGAGGCGCCGCUUCACUUCGUGUACACGGACACUCUGCCGGACGGUGACGGUGGCGUUGCCACGGACGACGACAAGGACAGGAAUGUGCCGAUGCAGCACCUGCUGGUGGCCGCGGAUCGGUGUGGGCUGGACAGGCUGAGGCUCAUGUGCGAGGUGGGGAUGUGCCGUAGCAUCGACGCGGACACGGUGGCGACUACUCUGGCUUUAGCCGAGCAGCGCCGCUGCAUGCAGCUCAAGAAUGCUUGUCUUGGAUUCAUAGCUUCGCGGGGCAUGCUUGGUGCUGUCGUGCAGACCAGUGGGUUCUGUCAUCUCGUAGAGAGCUGCCCUUUGGUUCUAUUGGAGAUUUUGGACAAGCUAGCUUCUCUAGGAAUCUAG